Messenger RNA from Bipolaris sorokiniana ND90Pr, 4296 nucleotides. RefSeq lists its product as uncharacterized. The record is from RefSeq and is a predicted model, not a curated record. Gene Ontology annotation, biological process: transmembrane transport. Lineage: Eukaryota; Fungi; Ascomycota; Dothideomycetes; Pleosporales; Pleosporaceae. Bases 1 to 4296 code for a protein of 1431 amino acids. The transcript is spliced from 5 exons. Gene Ontology annotation, cellular component: membrane. Gene Ontology annotation, molecular function: ABC-type transporter activity; ATP binding; ATP hydrolysis activity.
AUGGCCUCCCACCAAAGCCAUCACAACCACCAUCGUCGCGAGUCUGAAACUAUUGCUGGAGAGAUCCUACGUACCUUGACCCGCCAGUCCACAUACUCAGAGAGAGUUCGAGAAAGGGAGCUUCGUGAUACCGAGGAAGUGGACGAAGAUGAAAUAAGAAUUGGCGAUUGGAACAUGGCUCAUGAGGUCAAAGAGAUGAAUGCAAACAACAGUGGACAAAAGCCAAAGCAUUUGGGGGUCACUUGGCAGAACCUUACCGUGAAAGGGAUUGGCAAAAGCGCGAUGAUACAGGAAAACUUCCUCUCUCAGUUCAACAUAUGGCAGAGGAUUGUCGAAUCGAGGCAGCCCAGCAGCAUGAAAACGAUUCUGGAAAAUUCACAUGGGUGUGUCAAGCCUGGUGAGAUGUUGCUGGUGCUCGGUCGACCUGGAGCUGGUUGCACUACUCUGCUCAAUUUACUCGCCAACAAACGUUCUGCCUAUGCUGAGAUCCAAGGCGAUGUCCGCUUUGGCAACCUGUCCUCAGAGGAAGCCUCCAAGUACCGUGGACAGAUUGUCAUCAACACCGAGCAAGAAAUCUUUUUCCCGACCCUGACAGUUGGUCAAACCAUGGAUUUUGCUACAAUGAUGAAAAUUCCCGACAAAGGCAUUCGCGGGACACAGACCGAAAAGGAAUAUCAACAGCAGAUGAAGGACUUCUUGCUACGUUCUAUGGGUAUUGAACAUACGCAUGAUACCAAAGUCGGGAACGAGUAUGUUCGUGGUGUCUCAGGUGGUGAGAGGAAGCGAGUGUCCAUCAUCGAAUGCUUGGCGACUCGAGCAAGUGUCUUCUGUUGGGACAACAGCACUCGCGGUCUUGACGCAAGUACUGCUCUGGAGUGGGCCAAGGCAAUCCGAGCCAUGACGACGAUAUUAGGUAUCACAACAAUCGCAACACUAUACCAAGCUGGAAAUGGCAUCUUCGAACAAUUCGACAAAGUCCUAGUUCUCGAUGAGGGCAAGCAGAUUUUCUACGGCCCAAGAGAUGAGGCACGUCCUUUCAUGGAGCAGCUCGGGUUUCUAUGCGAUCCCUCAGCCAACGUCGCAGAUUUCCUGACUGGCGUAACGGUCUCUUCUGAGAGAGGCAUUCGGGCCGGCUUUGAGGCUUCAUUUCCUCGCUCGGCCGAGGCAGUUCGUGAACGCUACGAGCAAUCCAAUAUUCACCAGCGAAUGCAACUCGAAUAUGCCUUUCCGGAAUCAGACUACGCACAGUCAAGCACAGAGGACUUCAAGCAAUCUGUUGCAACGGAGAAAUCCAGACACCUGCCAAAGAACUCGCAAUUCACCGUACCCCUGAGCAAGCAAAUCUCCACUGCUGUCAUGCGUCAAUAUCAAAUUCUCUGGGGCGACAGAGCAACCUUCAUCAUCAAACAAGCAUUUACCAUUGUUCUCGCAUUGAUGACUGGUAGCUUGUUCUACAACACUCCCAAUACAAGCGGUGGUAUUUUCGGCAAAGGAGGUACGCUAUUUAUUAGUGUGCUCUCCUUUGGUUUAAUGGCACUCUCUGAAGUGACUGAUAGUUUCUCUGGAAGACCCGUUCUCGCCAAGCACAAGGAGUUUGCUUUCUAUCAUCCUGCUGCGUUUUGCCUCGCACAGAUCACCGCAGAUAUCCCAAUCAUAGCUUCCCAAGUUACUACUUUCUCGCUGAUCGUGUAUUUCAUGGUCGGACUGAAGCAGGAUGCUGGUGCGUUCUUCACGUAUUGGGUUCUCCUGUUCUCAGUUUCCAUCUGCAUGACUGCAUUGUUUCGACUGAUUGGGUCUGCUUUCGACAAAUUCGACGAUGCCUCGAAAAUCUCCGGGUUUACGGUCUCGGCUUUGAUCAUGUAUUCGGGCUACAUGAUUCCAAAAACAGCCAUGCAUCCGUGGUUUGUCUGGAUAUACUGGAUUAACCCGUUGGCUUAUGGCUUUGAAAGUCUGAUGGCUAAUGAGUUCAAAGGGCAAAUAGUGCGUUGUGUCAUUCCCAACCUCAUACCUGCCGGACCUGGCUACAAUAUGACAAGCAAUAAUGCCUGCGCUGGCAUUGCGGGGGCAGCAGUCGGAGCAAACUCCCUCAGUGGCGAAGAAUACCUGGCCUCUCUAUCGUAUGCUACAGAUCAUCUCUGGAGAAACUUUGGAAUUCUUUGGGCGUGGUGGGUCUUGUUCACUGCUCUGACUAUAUUCUUCACGAGUCAUUGGAAGAAUACGUUUACCGGAGGUGACUCACUUUUGGUUCCACGCGAGAAUGUAAAGAAAGCAAAAACUGUUUUGGCAGCUGAUGAAGAGUCUCAAGUGGACGAAAAGGUCCCUGAAUCCUCAGAUUCGAGCGGUGUGCUCGCUUCCUCCGCGAGGGACACAUCCGAUGGGCUAAUCCGCAAUGAGUCUGUUUUCACUUGGAAAAACCUAUCGUAUACCGUCAAAACCCCAAACGGUCCACGAGUAUUACUAGAUAAUGUCCAAGGAUGGAUAAAGCCGGGGACUUUGGGCGCACUUAUGGGAUCUAGUGGGGCUGGCAAAACUACGCUAAUGGAUGUUCUUGCUCAACGUAAAACCGAAGGGACGAUCCAAGGUUCUAUCCUUGUCGAUGGAAGACCUCUUCCAGUUUCAUUUCAACGUAGUGCUGGUUACUGUGAGCAAUUAGACGUUCACGAACCAUACACGACUGUAAGGGAGGCUCUAGAAUUUUCUGCUCUUCUGCGUCAGUCAGCGGACACACCAAGGGCAGAGAAACUUCGCUAUGUCGAUAAGGUCAUUGAUCUCCUCGAGCUCCGCGAUUUGGAGCAUACACUGAUUGGUCGAGCUGGCGCAGGCCUCUCAAUUGAACAAACAAAACGAGUCACUAUAGGCGUUGAGCUGGUAGCGAAGCCUAGCAUCCUUAUCUUCUUGGAUGAACCAACGAGUGGCUUGGAUGGCCAGUCUGCGUUCAAUACAUUGCGGUUCCUUCGCAAACUUGCUGGGGCUGGACAAGCCAUUCUCUGCACGAUCCAUCAGCCCAGCGCGCAAUUGUUUGCCGAGUUUGACACUCUUCUCCUGCUUACCAAAGGUGGUAAGACAGUUUAUUUUGGAGACAUCGGUACCAACGCAGCCACGAUAAAGGAUUACUUUGGACGCAACGGAGCCCCAUGUCCCGCAGAAGCGAACCCAGCAGAGCACAUGAUCGACGUUGUUUCAGGCACUCUCUCGCAAGGCAAGGACUGGAACAAGGUGUGGUUGGAGUCUCCAGAGCACGCUGAAGUCGUCGAGGAACUUGAUCAUAUCAUCACUGAAACUGCUGCACAACCGCCUAAGAACUUUGACGACGGAAAGGCUUUCGCCGCGGAUAUGUGGACCCAGAUAAAGAUUGUCACACGCCGCAUGAACAUCGCACUUUACAGGAAUAUUGAUUACGUUAACAACAAGAUAUCCCUGCACAUUGGCUCUGCUCUGUUCAACGGAUUUACGUUCUGGAUGAUUGGAAAUAGCGUGGCAGACUUGCAACUGGCUCUGUUUGCCAACUUCAACUUCAUCUUCGUUGCGCCUGGUGUAUUUGCGCAGCUGCAGCCAUUGUUCAUCGAACGCCGCGACAUCUACGACGCUCGUGAAAAGAAGAGCAAGAUCUAUUCUUGGGUAGCCUUCGUCACUGGCGUGAUCGUCAGUGAAUUCGCCUAUCUCGUCCUCUGCGCAGUUCUCUAUUUCGUCUGCUUCUACUACACCGUGGGCUUCCCAUCUGCUAGCAAGGAUGCUGGCGCCGUGUUUUUCAUCAUGCUCAUUUACGAGUUCAUUUACACGGGCAUAGGACAGUUCGUCGCCGCAUACGCUCCCAACGCUAUCGCUGCAAGUCUCGUCAAUCCAGUCGUCAUCUCCGCCUUGACAUCAUUCUGCGGUGUUCUCCUCCCGUAUAGCCAGAUCACGCCAUUUUGGCGUUACUGGAUGUACUACGUCAACCCAUUUACAUACCUCAUGGGAGGCUUGCUCACUUUUACUAUGUGGGACAAGGAGGUUAUCUGCAAGACGUCUGAGUUUGCAGUGUUCGACCCGCCAAAUGGCCAGUCCUGCGGCGCUUACUUGGAACCAUAUCUCCAAGGCUUGGGAAGAGCAGCGAACUUGGUGAAUCCAGAUGCGAUGGAAACUUGCAGAGUGUGUCAGUACCGGAAGGGAAGUGAUUACUUAGCCACCCUCAAUAUCAAAGAGCAUUACUAUGGUUGGAGGAAUAUCGGAAUAUGCGCUCUGUUCGCUCUGAGCUCGUACGGUUUGGUUUAUGGGCUUAUGAAAUUGAGAACAAAGACGUCGAAGAAGGCAGAGUGA